AUGGCCGAGACGAGCGAGGAGGUGGCGGUGCUGGUGCAACGGGUGGUGAAGGACAUCACCAACGCCUUCAGGAGGAACCCACAUAUAGACGAAAUUGGACUGAUCCCAUGUCCUGAAGCCAGGUAUAACCGGAGUCCUAUAGUCCUGGUUGAAAACAAACUUGGUGUGGAAAGCUGGUGUGUCAAGUUCCUUUUACCCUAUGUCCACAACAAGCUCCUUCUAUACAGAACGAGAAAGCAGUGGCUGAACAAGGAUGAGUUGAUAGAUGUCACAUGCACCUUGCUGCUUCUAAACCCAGACUUUACCACUGCAUGGAAUGUGAGGAAAGAGCUGAUCCUUUCUGGCACUUUAAAUCCAAUUAAGGACUUACAUCUGGGAAAAUUAGCCUUAACUAAGUUUCCAAAGAGUCCAGAAACGUGGAUUCACAGGCGAUGGGUGCUACAACAGCUAAUUCAGGAAACCUCCUUGCCUUCCUUUGUGAUUAAAGGAAACUUGGGAACAAUUCCUGCAGAACGGACACAGCGACUAAUACAGGAAGAGAUGGAGGUCUGUGGUGAAGCUGCGGGAAGAUACUCAAGCAACUAUAAUGCCUGGUCCCAUAGGAUCUGGGUUUUACAACAUCUGGCCAAGUUAGACGUCAAGAUUCUUCUUGAUGAACUCUCUUCUACUAAGCAUUGGGCAUCCAUGCAUGUUUCAGACCACAGUGGAUUUCACUACCGCCAGUUUUUGAUAAAGUCUUUGAUUAGCCAAACUGUGAUAGAUGGUUCUGUAUUGGAGCAAAACCCUUUGAGAAGUGAGCCUGCCCUAGUUCUUCCAAAAGAUGAAGAAGCAGCAGCUUCAACAGAAGAACCAAGGAUUAAUCUUCCCCAUCUUCUAGAAGAAGAAGUUGAAUUCACCACUGAUCUCAUUGAUACCUACCCAGGACAUGAAACGCUAUGGUGUCAUAGGAGGCAUGUCUUCUUCCUUCAGCAUCAUUUAAAUGCAGGCGCCCCCACAGCUCUGGCAAUGGAGGUGGAUGGACUGAAUGACUCUAACAAGCAAGGCUAUUCCCAGGAAACCAAACGCCUGAAGCGGACCCCAGCUCCAGACUGCCUAGGCCUAGAAAUGGAGCACCGGUUCAUUGAUCAAGUGUUGUCCACCUGCCGGAAUGUAGAGCAAGCUCGGUUUGCCAAUGCAUAUAGGAAAUGGCUGGAUACUUUGAGUCAAUGA
Molecule: messenger RNA, 1209 nt
Organism: Orycteropus afer afer
Lineage: Eukaryota; Metazoa; Chordata; Mammalia; Tubulidentata; Orycteropodidae
Source: RefSeq, a predicted model, not a curated record